AUGUCCUCCCUCGCACAUACAGUUGAAACGCAGGCAUCUCACCCCCAAGAUGACGGAACGUCUAACGGGCGCUCAAUACAGUUGCUUCCCGCGGAGCUGCUGGUAGAGAUAUUUCUCUGCGUCAACGCUAUGACCAUGACUGCCCUCGUCGAAGAUGCCGAAUGGAACGACUUUCGACCCGAGAAUCCUGCCCCUUCGUCCGCCUUCACUGAGGGUCCACCACCGUGUUGGUAUCUGAGCCACGUGUGCCAACGAUGGAGGCAACUCGCGAUCCAAUGUUCUGCGCUGUGGUCGAACCUCCCUCGGCGUAGCCCGGAAUGGUCAAGGAUAUGCCUCGAGCGCUGUGCUAAGGCUCCUGUGCAUCUAUGCAUCGAAGCUUGGGCUGGAACGAAGCUUUACGACGAAUUUGAUCAAAGCCACAUGUACCCUUUCAUCACGCGUGCGCACACAAUCCGGAUGGACUAUAUACGCAGGGGAGGCCUAUUGGGCUGGAAUACCUGGCCGGAUGACAGGAGGAUGAUGGAUAUACUCCAAGCCCUUACGCUUCACGGGACACCAGACCUGCGUAUCCUGGAGCUUAAACAUAGGCUAGACGGAUCACAUCGGGUACGGACCCCGAUGGCAUUACCUGACCUGAAUCACGGUCAGACGCUCAGCAAGUUACACACCAUCUUACUCGAAGGGUUCACCCUGCCUCGAGAUGUGCCCACGGAUGCGCUCUUCUCAUCCAGCAUCACCAGCCUCGGGCUGGCGAACUGUCUUAUGUGGCGCAACCUUGAUGAGAUGACCCAGGUCCUGCUCGCCAUGCCCUUUCUCGAGGAUUUGACAUACAUCAACUUCGAGAUGUCCACCCGUCCACUCACCCCACUGCCGCCGACCUCAUCGCUGCGCAGCAUAUCUUUACCGCGUAUCAAUCACCUCGACCUCGAGGCUGAUGCUCAAGAAGUCGCGUCCAUCUUCGCGCUCUUGGAGAUACCUACGGGUCCAGACGUCUGGCUUAUGAUCAUGCACACAGACUACACCGAGAUGCACAUUCAGGAAGGGGGUCCUUCUGGCAUUGGACCGUAUAUGGAUCUUGCAGCAUCGGCUGUACAAGCGCACUUCUCAGCCAUGCCGGACAAGGCUUUCAUCUAUCCACGCGUAGGGCUCUUCUACAACUGGAUCAACGGAUACCUCUCAGACUCGGACGAAGAGUCUACUGUAUCCGUGCAGAUGCCAUACACAGGUCCUCACGAAGCGCGGGUCGCCUCGUUCCUAACAUACUUCCAGCUCCCCGUAUUCAGCCGAACGACGAGACUGCACAUCGAGAACAUGCUAGACGGGUUCUCCGUGGCGGAACUGGCGUGCCACUUCAUGGAAGUCCGCGAUCUUCAACUUCAUAACGAAGCUGCCGUCGUCUUCUGGGGCGGGCUCACCGGUACCGCAGUCAAUGACUCGCAGCCAGCAAGUGAGCCUUGCAAGCCGUUCCCUGCGCUCGCGCGGAUCCGUAUCGCGGGCUUCGACUUCGUCAAGUGGCCCGGGACGUGCGUAGACGAGACGAAUGUUCCGCAUGAUUUUGCGGCUCUGCUGGCGGAGGCGUUAUGUGUGGCGUAUACCCCACUCGAGACGUUCGAGCACGUUGCUUUUACGGGAUGCACGAUGAGGGAGGAUGAUGGAGGGUUGUUCGAGCAGAUGUUGGGUGUUGAGCGUGUACGCAUCGAAGACGUGGGGACACUUGCAGCGACAUGA
Molecule: messenger RNA, 1728 nt
Organism: Peniophora sp. CBMAI 1063
Lineage: Eukaryota; Fungi; Basidiomycota; Agaricomycetes; Russulales; Peniophoraceae
Source: the annotation of a GenBank genome assembly